AUGACGACCGCAACCCCUUUGAGUCGCCGCCUCAUCAGACGCAUUGAGGUAAAUCGAGAUACGGAUACAGAUGUGGACAUCUACGUCAACAAAGACACGCGGCCGUUGCCCCCUUCUCGCCGCACAUAUGGCCCAUGGGAGUUCGUUGGCCUCUGGAUGGUGACAGGUUCUUUCAACGUUGGAGGCUGGACAACAGGAUCUUCCCUCAUUUCUCUGGGACUCAAUGUUUGGCAAUCUAUGAUUGCCAUCAUCGUCGCCCAUACCUUUGUUGGCUUUGUCUGCAUAGCUGGCGGUCACCCUGGCGCAAAGUGGCACAUUGGCUUUCCCCUAUGGAUGAAGCAGAACUGGGGCAUCUGGGGCUACCUCUUCCCAAUGGCCAUCCGCGUUUUCUUGUCCUUUGUUUGGACAGCCACCAACACGUGGUACGGAAGCCAAUGCCUAAAGGUUCUUUUGACAUGCAUCUGGCCGUCCUUUCUCAAUCUAGACACAGAGCUCGCGGAUGGUACGAUGAAGACGUACGACCUCGUAUCCUUCGUACUCUACUGGCUCCUGUGCCUCCCAAUGAUCUGGUUCAGCCCGGAAAACUAUCGGAAACCGUUUCUGAUCGCCUCCACAACUGUUGCUACAACCGUGUUCGUACUUCUCAUCUGGUCCACCGUGCGAGCUGAGGGAGGAGGUGCCCUUGUCGCAGAUGUGAGUAAGGUCUCGGGUGUCAAGCCAGCUACGGGAGGCGAUCUCGGUUGGGCCUUCGUUGCGGCUGUUACGGCAAAUAUUGGGGGCAUCGCGACGCACAUGUGGUCUCAGUCGGACUACACGCGAUACGCACGGAAGCCGGGAGAUCAGGUCUUGGCGCAGCUAAUCAUGGUACCUUUGGGGACCAUCAUCGUAGCCUGCGUCGGGAUCAUCUGCACUUCAUGCGCGGCGACGCUGUACCCCGAUGAGGGCAAGCUCCUGUGGCAGCCCUACGCUUUCCUGGAAGCCGUGCGCAAGAACGAAGAUAACUCUGGUGCCCGAGCGGGGAUCGCGUUUGCGAGCAUCGCCUUCAUGUUCUCGCAGUUCGGCAUGGUGGUCGCAUCCAAUUGCGUGGUCGCCGGAAUCGACCUAGCCGCCCUGCUACCGCGUUGGUUCACGGUCCGCCGCGGGGGCUAUUUCACUAUUGUCUUCGUAUUCAUUAUGCAGCCCUGGGCGCUCCUCAACAGCGCUAGCAACUUCUUGACUGUCGUGAGCAGCUUCAACGUUUUCCUCGGCCCGCUCAUGGGUAUCAUGUUCGCUGAUUACUUUCUCCUCCGCAAGCGGACGAUCAAGUUGACGGACCUCUACGGGAACUCAUCGAACAGCAUCUACUGGUACACCAAGGGAUGGAACUGGCGUGCAGCCAUCGCCUGGUGCCUGGGCGCGUGGCUGUUCAUCCCAGGUCUGGCGCAGCGAGCUGUUGCUCCAAGCGAGGUAUGGGCGGGCUGGACGAGGCUUUAUCAAUUGUCGUGGUUCGUGGGCUGCCUUGUGUCAGGUCUGAUAUACCUCCUCCUAGACUAUUUGUGGCCCAUGCCUGAAAAUCAAGCGGUGGAUGACCUUGAUUAUUUUGGCACAUUUGGGGAUGCGCCCGUCCUACGCGGGGUGGCUGAGCUCGACGCCAUCUCCACGAUGUCUGGAGCUGUGGAUAUUGACGAGAAGAAUUCCGGGGCGGGCGGAGAGAAAGUCCAGACCGUCUGA
Messenger RNA from Colletotrichum gloeosporioides, 1710 nucleotides. RefSeq names its product Transporter aclS. The coding region runs from base 1 to 1710 and encodes 569 amino acids. Lineage: Eukaryota; Fungi; Ascomycota; Sordariomycetes; Glomerellales; Glomerellaceae. Gene Ontology annotation, biological process: transmembrane transport; nucleobase transport. The transcript is spliced from 3 exons. Gene Ontology annotation, molecular function: nucleobase transmembrane transporter activity. The record is from RefSeq and is a predicted model, not a curated record. Gene Ontology annotation, cellular component: plasma membrane.